This is a messenger RNA of Effrenium voratum, 682 nucleotides long. NCBI's taxonomy places the organism in Eukaryota, Dinophyceae, Suessiales, Symbiodiniaceae. The record is from the annotation of a GenBank genome assembly.
GCCACCACCAGCCCGGGCUCCGCCAUCGCCGCGGCGUAGCGCUUCGCGGCGUCGAUGGCUCCGAAUCCCAGCGCCAGCUUCGAGACCAGCGAAGGCACCUUCGUGGCCGAGAUCUUUCUGGACAGGGUGCCUGUGACCGCCUCGAACUUCAUCGACCUGGCGCAGGGGGGGUUCUUCGAUGGGCUCCACUUCCACCGGGUGAUCCCGGACUUCAUGGUGCAGUUUGGGUGCCCCUUCGCCAAAGAUCCCUACAGCAAAGCCGCCGGCAGCGGCGGUCCUGCAGCAGGGAACUUCCAGAACCUCUGCACGGGCGCCACUGAAAGGCGCAAGGAGGGAAAUAUCGAGGACGAGUUCUGCUCGCAAGACAGCAACGCGCCUGGAACCUUGGCUAUGGCGAAUUGUGGGCAGCCCAACACAGGCGGUUCCCAGUUCUUUGUGAACGUGGCCGACAACAGCUUCCUGGAUUGGUUUUCUGCAGGCAACUCCAAGCACCCGGUCUUCGGCCGCAUCGUGAGCGGCUUUGACGUGGCCGUCAAAAUCUCCAAGGCGACGACGAAGGAUGACCGCCCCGUCCAGCCGAUCAAGAUGCUCUCAGUGAAGGUGUCAGGCUUUGAGUCACCCCGCGCGCAAAAAAGUGGCUACGGCUAGCAGGAUUCACGGAUGGCUUCCACUGCCUCGGAGA